Molecule: messenger RNA, 975 nt
Organism: Spathaspora passalidarum NRRL Y-27907
Lineage: Eukaryota; Fungi; Ascomycota; Pichiomycetes; Serinales; Debaryomycetaceae
Exons: 1
Source: RefSeq, a predicted model, not a curated record
AUGUCCGUGAACUUAUUGGAGGCACAUGUAUCUAGUUCAUCCUCGGAAUCAGAAGAUAACCUGGUUUUGUCAACCACGUCAAAGAUAUUUCCCCGAUUUGAUUUUUCCACUAGCACUACUCCUAACCCUACAUAUGCUUCCAAAAAGCGAAAAAUAGGUUCCGGGCUGGUACUAACUCAACAAGAUUCUGAUUCCGACGAUGCAUUUUCCGUUGUUAUCCCUUCAAUAUUUGACUCAAUAGGUGCCAGGAAUGAUCGAUUGUAUACAAAAGACGCGGUUAUUAAACAAGGAAUUAAAUCAGAUGCCGACAAAGUAAGGAAAGAAUACGAGAAAUUGCAAAAGUGCAAAGCAGACAUAUUGCGAGAGUUGAAUGAUAACGGAGAAGGAGUGAAGUACGAUAAGGAUGAAAAAUAUAUUGACAGUUUGGUCAAGCAGAUGUAUAGUAGAAACGAUGGGUUUGGCAUAGCACGACAUUUUUACUUCUUAAAGCGAUAUGAAACUGGUCACAUCGAAUAUCCUAUAACUCAAUCACUUCUUGACCUAAUUGCUAGAAACCCCGAGCGUGCUAUGAGGAAGGUGAUUUGGCCUAAUUUGCCCAAGUUCAUCCUGUCAGUAUUAGCAUCCGAGCAUAAUCCAAGCCAUUUAAAGCAGAUCAAUAAAAUGAUUGAAACAGCCACAAACCUCCAUUAUGAACUUGAAGAAGACCCAUUUGAAAACAAUGAGUUUCUGAAACUUGUAUUUAAUUAUAAUAAUCCCAAGGGGGACACAUGCAGCACCGUUGACAUGAAACUUAAAAUCAACCAUUUCAACAACCAUAUACCACAGACAUUGCUAAAGUUAGCCAUAAUAUUCAACCUAAAGCUUAUGAAUGUGAGGUCAAGCUGUAGCUAUCUUACCGUGGGAUCGCGUAAUCAAAUUGUUGACGAUUUCAUUAUGAUAAUCAGCGAUUAUAACGCCAAUCGAGAAUAUGUCUAU